CCUCCCGGAGCCGGAAGCGAGGCUCGUGGGUCUCCCUGGCGCUCUCUCUCCCUCAUAUGCGAGCGAAUUGUCCCUGCUGUUUCUUGGCGUCGAAACGUUCCGGGGCUCGGACCCGCCGCCGCUCCUGCCGCCGCCGCUGCCUCCUCCUGCCGUCGCCGCUCCGCGCCCUUCCCCUCCCGCUUGCCGCUUCUCCCUCCUCCCCGCCGCCGCCGCCACUUCUCCUCCCCCGCCUGGGCGCCGCCGCCGCCGCCUCUCCCCCACUCCCCGCGCGCUCUCUCUCAUCCCCUUCCUGGGACUUGGCGGCGGAGGAGGCGGCGGCGGCGGCGGAGGGCGGCGGCAGCAGAGGCCAAGGAUCCCGACCCGACCUUUCAGCGAGUUUCCUCCGGCCCGUCGGGGCCUUGUUAGCUGUUGGUUGACAGCUUAGGUGAUCCAUACAGUUCUCUUUGAGGAGCCAAAAAGCAGGCAGCUCAUGACUUCUGAUCAGGACACUAAAGUUGUGGCUGAACCGCAGGUGCAGCAAGUACAAGAAGUUAAGGAUAGUUCUCAUCUAGAGUCAGCCAAGGUUUCUGAAUUAAAUCCUAAUGCAAAAGUAUGGGGGAAUCACAUGGUACACGUGGAAGCAAGUGGUACUGAAGGUGGUGUGAGCAAAACUUGGGAAGAAAUAACAGAUCAUCCACCAGAUUCCUGUAAAGAAGCAUUAGAGGCCAACGGUGAUGGUGACAAAAAGCACCAGAAUGAAUCGUUAACAGAACAUCAGGAACCUUCACUAUCUGCUCCAUUAUCAGACCAAACAGAUAUGAACCCUUUGGCUCUAGAUCAUGCAGAGUAUGAAACUAUACAUGAAAACACUGAGACAGGAAGUAAAGAAGAGCUUCAGCCAGAAGGUCAAGAAGAUUUGCGAGAAGUGCUUAAAAAAACACUGGAGUUCUGCUUGUCAAGAGAGAAUCUUGCCAGUGACAUGUACCUUAUAUCUCAGAUGGACAGUGAUCAGUAUGUGCCAAUAAUGACGGUAGCUAAUCUUGAUCACGUCAAGAAGCUGAGCACAGAUAUGGAUUUGAUUGUUGAAGUGCUGCGAUCAUUGCCUUUAGUCCAAGUGGAUGAGAAAGGUGAAAAAGUCAGGCCAAACCAAAAUCGCUGCAUUGUAAUUUUACGUGAAGUACCCGAAUCUACUCCAAUUGAAGAGGUCGAAGCACUCUUCAAGGGCGAGAACCUGCCUAAGUUCAUCAACUGUGAGUUUGCCUAUAAUGACAACUGGUUUAUUACAUUUGAGUCUGAAGCAGAUGCACAACAGGCUUACAGAUACCUUAGAGAAGAAGUGAAAACUUUCCAAGGAAAACCAAUUAAGGCAAGAAUAAAAGCAAAAGCAAUAGCUAUAAAUACAUUUUUGCCAAAGAAUGGAUACAGACCUCUGGACAUGAAUAUCUACACACAACAGCGUUAUACAACAUCAUUUUACUUACCUCCAGUAUACAGUCCCCAACAGCAAUUUCCACUCUAUAGCUUGAUUGCACCGCAGACUUGGUCUACAACACACAGCUAUCUUGAUCCAUCGCUGGUCACGCCAUUUCCAAAUACUGGAUUUAUCAAUGGAUUUACAUCUCCUUCUUUCAAGCCAACUGCUUCUCCACUGACCUCCCUCAGGCAGUAUACGCCAAGAAACAGAAAUCCCAGCAAAUCACAUCUACGGCAUACAAUUCCUACUGCAGACAGAGGGACUGGAUUGUUAGAGAGCCCUACAAUAUUCAAUCUUUCUGCUGACCGAUUAAUCAACGGUGUCAGGAGCCCACAAACAAGGCAGCCAGGACAAAACAGAACACGGAUGCAAAGUACUACGAGCUACACAAAGCGAGAAGUAGGGAGCGGGCGAGUAGAAUCCACGGCUUCAGACUCCUCCCCAAGCUUAGGCAGGGGAAGAAAAAACUCUUACGGCUAUCGAAAAAAGAGAGAUGACAAGUUUACGAGAGGACAAACACAGUCUCCACCCCCUCCAAAGCCACCAUCUCCAAGUUUUGAGCUGGGCUUGUCCAGUUUUCCUCCCUUGCCUGGAGCUGCUGGCAAUCUAAAGACUGAAGACUUGUUUGAAAGCCGGUUGUCAAAUGUGAUUGUCGGGACAUCAAAGGAAAAAAACAUCAGUGUGGGUGUAAGUACAAACACUGUACCAUCCGGAAUUCCUCGUGAGCCUUCUUUGCCAGUUUCUUCUACUCUGCCAGGGACAUUCGAAAGAUCUCCUUCUCCAUCCCAAUCUCCCGAUGACCCCAAAGUUAUGGACAAACAGCAGAGAGAAACUCAAAAUAUUGAAAGACUUUCUUCUGUUCUUACUACUGCUUGUAAAUCCGUACAAGUUAAUGGGGCUGUUGUAGCAGAACUGCGGAAACCUAGUUAUGCAGAAAUCUGCCAGAGGACCACUAAGGACCCACCUCCAUUACAGUCCCCAAAAGAACAGAAGCCAAACACUGUUGGUUGUGGGAAAGAGGAGAGGAAGCCCACAGAAACACUAGAAAGAAGCAAAGAAUCACCUCCUGUGAAGUCUAAUCCAGGGCAGCCCAAAGACCAGCGGAGACCAUCUGGACGCAAGUCACCUCCUCCAGCCAUUGGGAAGCGUCUAACUAAAGAACAGAGCACCCCUCCCAAAUCUCCUCAGUGAAACUAGCACUUAGGAUGAAUUUCAAGAAGUUUUCACUAUGAAGUUACCCCAUGUUGCCACUCAGAGUACAAAGAAGGAGUUGCUGGUUAGAAGCUUGCAGGGGGUAUGAAGUAUAUGAAAUGCUUGCUAGGGUUUUUUUUUUGUUGUUGUUGUUGUUGUUAUUGUUUGUUUCUUUUUGUUUCUUUGUAAAAUAGAUUGUUCCUCUUCUUUUCUUGCAUCCCCACCAUCAAAUUUCCCUUGAGCAAACAGUCAACUCUGUCAGGGUUUAGUUAAUCUAAACCUUACGUUAGGUUGGUGCUGAACUUAAGAUGAUGCCUAAAAUCUUUUUUUUUUUUUUCUCCUUUAGAUGGAAGAUGCAUUUAUCUAAAAUCCAUUUUUUAUUAAGCCUCCGUGUGGCUAUGUGAAUACAAGCUCGCUCUAAUGAGUUUUUUCCUAACUUACUAGGCAGAACUGUGCUGCUGUAGUUUUUAAAUAACUGGUCUGUAAGUAUGAAUCUUCAAAAAAAAAUCCUGAAGACUAAUAAUAGCAGCUAAUACAUAGGGUGUAAGGCAGAACAGAUGUUUUAUAAAACAGUAAAACAAGUUUAACUUAACUUUUUCUUUUUAAAUUCCAGCUGCUGUAGCACAUCAGCAAACAGGCUAUACUUUUUUUAAGUUUAAAAAAUAAAACAUAUUCUAAUAUUUUAAAUUCCAACCAUUUUUGUUCUUGGCCCAAGGAGAACUUCAUCAAGAUCACCUGUGAGUGUUCUCUAAACUAUUUGUGUUGAUAGACUGCAAGCAAGUAACCAGUUUCUCGAUCCAAACUAAAAUUAUUUCUUGAAUUUCAGGAAAAGAAAAAAAAGCACAUUAUGAAUUAAACAAAUAAAUAUGCCCUUGUGCAUGGCAGAUGCAAGCUAAUGGCUGUUUUUCACAAGAUAGCACAAUAGCACUCUUGUGAUGGAGAUUUCAUUUUUUUUUUCCUUCUCUCAACCGAGGAAGCUAAUUUUGAACCCUUUUCUGGUUGAACCCCCGUGCUCUGUAUAAGUUUUUAAAACUGUGCUCCAAAUGCUCUUUGAAAGAGUUCAUAUCUUAAGCAGCCUGAGUGCUGACACCUUUCUGUAACUACCAACAUUGGCAUAUGGAUUUAAUUUUUUUUUAGUCCAUGAACUGAUGGUGUUUUUGUAUGUGUGUGCACGUACGCGGAAGGAAGAGAUUGCCCUGUGUCCUGCUUGGGGUGAGACUUGUCACGCUUGCUUACUUUAGAAGUGACAUGCUUUCUGAAGGACAAGGCUGCACUUAAAUUAACGUUUCUAAUAAAGUUGCUGAUAAAUUAUUUUUGUUUUAAAUACCUAAAGUUUUUCCUUUGAGGGUUUAAGCAGCAGAUGGUUCAGAUCAAAAGCUGUUCCUGCUGAGUACAGUUUAUUCCACAUACACACACACACACACACACAUACACACACACCGGAAGAUUUAUUUAAACAACUGAUUUUUUUUUAAAAAAAGAAUUAUUUCCAUCCAAUAUUUAAAGACUUGAAUUUUAUUUAAACUUGAAAAUGACUUUGCCUUAACUUUUGUAUAAGACAGCUUAGAAUUAUUGAAGUCUGGCCCUCUUACGGGUUAGCAUGGGGUGGCAUAUACAGAAUUACUCAGUUACAGUAUGUAUGUAUUGUCACUGGUCUUACUGGGUAAACACACUCUAGUACAGGUUGUAGCGGCAGUUUUUGUAAUAUACCUUAAAAGAUCUUAAGCAGUUGAUCUUUUUCAAAAUGUUGAAAAAUCUGUAAAUGGAAAUAGUCAAUACUGUAUUAAAAUGUGCACUUGGAAGUGUGUGCUUUUGCUUGUACAGGUGUAAAUAAUCAGAACAUAUAAAAAGGUACCAUUAAAAAACUGAUAAAAAUUAUUGAUAUAUUAUAAAUGUUGCUGUUGAGCUGGAUGUAGAUAAACUAAGUGUUGUGGUUUGAAUAUUACUUUAAUUCGUUUUUCCCUUGUUUCUUUUACUUUACUCUGAUGUGCUGAGCUGAGUCUGCCUCUUCACUGCAAAGGGGAAUGGAAAGAAGUCUGUCUUUAAAAGUCCUGACAUUUUAAACACUUUCUGGAAGUUUGCAUUUCAUUCAUGUGGAACACGGGUGUGCAGUGUAAAUUUCAAUUCUUACGAGCUGAAAUUACUAUUACUAUUAUUUUAAUGAAUUAGAAAGAAACAACAUUGCCACCAGAAGCUACCACCACAAGUACGCUGAACUACUCUUAGGCCAAAGUGUUAGUAAAGCUGGAUUUAAAUUUCCACGUCGCUACUUAAGAAGCAAAUAGAUAAAAAUUCUAGGGCAGUUGAUCUCCUACCAUAAGUUGCUGCUAUUCUAAUUACCCCUUAUCAAAAGAAGAACAAACAAACCAGCUUGCUCCUUGCACUGCAGACUUUAAAAUGGCAAGUUGAGUCUUGUUUGUUACUUCCUGAGAAGACACACAAGGAGAGAGUCAAAACCACCUUACUUACCAUUGGUGGGUUUUAACAGUGAUCCUUUCCCCACUGAGCAGUGAAAAGGGCAGCGAGAUGGGAGGUGAUUUAGGCCAGCUAUGAGUUGUCUUUGUUUGACUGCUGAGGGUGUGAAUAAAACAGCUGCAGACAAAGAGAGAAGUGGCCAUGACACGUGUAGAGCCGAUCAUCAGAGCUAGCUGAUACAAUAAUUUUUGCAGGUCAGUAGGUAGGCUGUAUUGUUUAAUGCAUUUGCUGCUGCUCUUUAUACUAGGCUAAUACACUGUAAUUCUCACUCUAAUAACAGUCUGUGACAAGAGUUUGAAACUUUACUGUGAUGGCUUUUUUUAUUAAAAAAAAAGUGUCAUGCCAAAUAACUUCUCUGGUAAUUUUUAAUAUUGUCACAUUCAAACAGUUCAGGACUAUUUAACAACAUGGGCUAUUUAUAUUUAGCUAUUCAGAUUGGGCCUUUUUUUUUUUGAAAAGUCUCCUAAAUUAUUGAAGUGCAGGUUAAAACAGGGAGAACCAAUUCGGAAUUGUGGGCAGGAAGGGGUAGGACUACUUUGGUGCUCCUUGUAUAGAAUUAUAUAGGUUCUUCUGAGUCUGUUUAUUCAAGGGAUGCAUUCAAAUAACUUUGUUUCUGCUUAUUUAACAUGUACAGUAUUUUUGCAUUAGGGUAUCCUAUCUACCCCCACUAUCCCUGCCAAUUUUGCAACUAGUCAGAGAAACCAAUAAACGGUCAAGCUCACUCUUUAUUUUUAUUCCUUAUUUUUGCUGCCUCUCCUCUGGAAUUUGAACCGGUUUUCGAAGAGGUGUCAUUCCUUGGGUGCGGUGCAUUGUCACAGCCACUGACUGACCAAGGGUUCCCACUCAUCUCUGUAUCCCUUUCAACAUGCUGCAGCUUGUAGGGGUAUGGGCCCAAAUCAGAUUGCUAGCAGCAGACAAUCAAAGGUUACUGCAAACUGAUAGCUGCCAAGUCAUUAAAGCAAAGGUGUAAUAGGGAGGCCGUUUUUUUUUUUCCCCUGAAGGUGGGUUUUUUGUUCUUCCGUUUAAGACUGGAAUCAAGCUUACAUGUAAACUAUUUGAUAAUUUAAGUUUCCUUUUGUGUCAUAAAAUGUACAACUGUCUAAAAAUGUAGGUUAUGAAAAAUAAAAAGAUUUAGCACUGUUGAA
Candoia aspera is the source of this 6264-nucleotide messenger RNA. RefSeq names its product La ribonucleoprotein 4B (gene LARP4B). Gene Ontology annotation, biological process: positive regulation of translation. Gene Ontology annotation, molecular function: mRNA 3'-UTR binding. NCBI's taxonomy places the organism in Eukaryota, Metazoa, Chordata, Lepidosauria, Squamata, Candoiidae. Bases 470 to 2644 code for a protein of 724 amino acids. The transcript is spliced from 17 exons. Gene Ontology annotation, cellular component: cytoplasmic stress granule; cytosol. The record is from RefSeq and is a predicted model, not a curated record.